Messenger RNA from Acanthosepion pharaonis, 645 nucleotides. NCBI's taxonomy places the organism in Eukaryota, Metazoa, Mollusca, Cephalopoda, Sepiida, Sepiidae. The record is from the annotation of a GenBank genome assembly.
AUGGUCGCGGUCACGACCGUGCCGCGCGCCGGCCUCCUGAAAGGUCACGCGCCCGGAAUUGGCGAUAUCGGCACCCUCGGCGGAGGCCUGCAGCGAUCCGCCGCCCUCACCUCUUCUUCGGUGACGACCGCAUCCCAUCUGACCGUCGCCCCCGCCCGGCGCCUUCACCACCCAAUGCGAGCGUUGGGCAUCGAUCACAUCGAUCCGCUCGACAUUCUCCAUGAUGCUGGCCAGAUUGGAAAAAGUCGCGCCACCGGGCAUAAAAGCUCGCCCGCCGGACGGCGGAUCGUGGUGGCGCAGGCGGUCAGGCUAUGGCCGCGAUCCUCGAUCGCCUCAUGCGUGGCGAUCCGGACGGCCGCCCCUGAUCCUUCGCCGUGGUUAACGGCGCAUCGUCAAAGGGUCGAUCGGCGAUGUCGACAUCGGGCUCUCCUUGCUCUUGACCCGACAGCUAUCUUGAUGCGCGUCAAUGAUGCGGAUCAUCACAUGUUGCAUCCGGACGACGAAUGGCCGGUCAAGGGAGCCACCACCUUGACUGCCGCCCGUCCCACCUUGCGUGCCAGUUGCUUGGGAUCAGGGAUCGUCAUCGAACGCGUCGACCAGAUCAGAUCGCCGGGCGCGCCGCGCGGCCUGGAAGCAUCCGGUUGA